Molecule: messenger RNA, 2091 nt
Organism: Nematocida major
Lineage: Eukaryota; Fungi; Microsporidia
Exons: 1
Coding region: 1-2091 (696 amino acids)
Source: RefSeq, a predicted model, not a curated record
AUGAAGAAUCUUUAUGUUUUAGCUGGAAUAGCACUGGAGAGCAUACUUUUUGUCAUAGGUGGCCUGGCCAUGAACAGUAGCGAUUUUAUGCUGCAUGAAAGGCAGGAUCCCCCGGGAUUGCUUACUGCAAUAAAGUCUUUUCUUAUGGGAUCAAGAAGCCAAGGCAAAUACAUAGUUACUUCUGAAGAUAAAGCGCCGAAUGCCUUAACCGGGGAGCACAAAAACAUACCGAGCGCGCCGGCCCCAUGUGCCCGAAACGCGCCCACCGGCCAAACUUGCCAAGACGCAUUGGAAAGCCCGCAGGCUUCUGCACAUCCCGGCAUAAACCCGGGUCCACCGGCAUCCCAGCCCUCUACUUCUAUGCCCGGCGCUCCGAACGAAAAAAGCAUGGGCCUGCCUGCAAAAAAGACGCUUCCUAUAUCGCCCAUAUCCAGAUCGCCCACAUAUGUGAAAGCAGAAGUCACGCAAAAAAGCGAAAAAAAAGCAGCUUCCCCAAAGCAGCAGCCACAGAAGCCUGCCCCUUUGCCGCCGUGCAACACUUCCGGCUCCAAGGAAACGCUCAAAGACGCUGGCUUCGCAAAGCCUGUGGAUGCAGAGCAGAUCGCCCAGCACCUCAUCCGAUACAGCAAGCUCGAAGCAGGCGAAGCCUCCAAAAGCAGUAGCACAACGCCGCACGAACACUCGGGCGACCUUCCCUGCUUGGGCGCGCUGUGCAUGGAGGCAGAGAUCUAUCCCAAAAUUUCCGACAUUGCAGCGCACAUAUGCAGCAUCGUAAAGUUUCUGGAAGGCGUUACAAGUCUGGCAGGCCGGUGCGUGUUUUUUGAGUUGGACACUUUGAACAGCAUGUAUGGCAUCGCCAUAGACGCAGUCCUGCAAAAAGACAAAAAAAAGCUUUUUGGAGAAAGACUGGUGGACAACUCAAACCGCAGCCCUUCUCUGGGGCAAAGCGAAGUCGAGAUGAAGGACUUCUUUUUGGGGCAGCUAAGCUCUGGGCUGUUAGUGGAUUGCCGGAAAAAGUUUAUGUUUUUUCUAAGACUCCUGUACAUUGAUGUGGUUAAGUCAGACAUCAAGCUUUCUUUUUUGGCUGCGGUUCCUUUUUUUGAAAGCCUUACAUGGAUAUACAUGAACAAAAAAGGCGCGGAGUGGGAGGGAAAGAGCUGCUGCUUUUGCAUGGCCGGCAAGAAAGGCCAGUCUUUGAUUCUAAAGCAUAUAGACACACACUGGAGCCAGAACGCGCAGGAGGCCGGGGUGUUUCUUUGCCAUGACACAUACCCCAGCAUAUGCGUGACAAAGGAGAGGCGCGAAAUGCUUGCAUGCUUGGAGGGGAUCCCUGAGUGCAGCAACAUAAGCCACGACAUCCCCAUUGCAGACUUAAUGGUGUUCAAGCUGAUAAGCACUAUCAAUGGCCUGAGCCAGAAGGACUGCAAUAUAGAUGUGUACAGGCUUUGCGUCAUUGAUCUGUGCAAGGACUUCUUUUUCAACACAUGCUCGGUGUUUCCUCACGAUACAUGCGCGCAGCACCCUUUGAACGGAUACUUCCUAAACACGCACAAGUACAUGGGGGUUUGCACAAGCUUCCUUGCUAAAAUAGAAGCUUUGAUGCAGUCUCUGGCCAAAAUGUGCGACACAAAAGACAGCGAGUUUUUCUCCAAGUUCAAACACGCUGUGGCAUGCCACGUCCGCUUCCUAGCUGUUUUUAUCAACUACCAAUGCGCAAUACUAUCGCACCAUAGAAGCGACCGCAUGCCAAUGCAGAAGUGCAUGUACAACGAAAUUUUUGGGUCAAUGUACUCGAAACUGUGCGAAGUCACGCCAAGAAAUGUGCACAGUCUAUACAAUGCUGCGUGCAUCCAGCUCGUGCGUGGUGUUUUUGAAAAAACUGCUGAAAGCGCGCCCCAAGAAGAUAAAGGCCCUGAGCACAGCAUUCUUUUAAGAAUCCUAAUACACCCAUAUCAAAACAUUGAGCUCUUUUAUGGAGAGCUUUCCAACCCCGACAACUUUUCCAAGCUCAUAUCCGAAUACAUUUCCUACACCAAAAGUUGCAACAAGCAAAAGCUACUGUCUGUCCUCAAGCAUGUUGCUGAAGUGUAA